Cuscuta europaea is the source of this 2091-nucleotide messenger RNA. The record is from the annotation of a GenBank genome assembly. Lineage: Eukaryota; Viridiplantae; Streptophyta; Magnoliopsida; Solanales; Convolvulaceae.
AGGCAAUAAGGAGAUCCUGCGAGAAGGACAUCUUGUCUAAGAUGAAGAAAUUAAGGGUUAACUGCUAUUGUAAUCUGCUAGAAGUGGUUAAGACGAUUAAAAUGUACUUGAGCGCAGAAGAAAUUACAAAGUUUAGGGGAGCUGUGUUUGGAUGGAUAUUGGAUGUGGAGUCUAUAUCUUGGGUAAGUGGUCAGUUGUUGUUGGGGCUUAUUGGGAACCAUGUUGAGGAGGUCAAUCACAUAAUAGAGACUGAGAAGAUCACAUUUAACAUUAGAAAUAGUUUGAUAUCAUUUACAAAAGAAGACUUUGCUCUGGUGACAUCUUUUAGGAUGGAUGGGGCUAAAAAAAAUAAAAGAUGGUGUGCAGGGGAUUUGUGGAAGAGAUAUUUCAAUGGGAAGAGCUAUGUGUCUCGACAAAACAUCACAGAUGCUUUUACUCGAUACAACUGCAACAAUGAGGGAACUGUGGAGCAUGAUGGUGUUAAAUUAGGUCUACUGUAUAUGCUGGGGCAUGGACUAUUUGGGAACCAAAAUAAAGUAGCACUGCCUUCUUACUAUGUCAAUCUGGUGGAUGAUCUGGAAGUUUUUUACAGCUAUCCAUGGGGAAGAGAUAUAUGGGAUGAUUUGGUAAACUAUGCAGGCAAAAGUGUUGAGCUACUGUCAACCAGUAAGUCUGAUCGUGUAACCUUUCCUGGAUUUAUGUUUGCUAUGCAAAUAUGGGCAUUUGAAAUGCUGUCAGGACUGAGUAAAGCUGGGAUCUGCAUGUUGAAAAAAGAUCAAGAUACUGUUAUUCUUCACACACUCAAAUGGGUUUUUACUAAAAAACCAAAUAUGGAUCUACUGUGCAAGUUGAUAUUCUAUAACAAUGAGUUUGAGUAUAAACCAAUGGAAGUAACAACUCAAGAUAUGGAAAUACCGCAGUUGGCAAUGCUGUUUCAGAACUUCAAAAGAGAACGUUGGCAGUUUGAUGGGGGAAUGGACUGCAGUGAAGAGAUAGAAAUGGAAGACGAUGAUAAAGAUGCUGAAUGCAAUGAUAAACAGGCUGAAAAGGGAAGUGCAAAGGUGGAUAAAAAGAAGUCAAUGUCUCAAAAGGGUGUUGUUGUUAAAAAUGUGAGUUAUGGAUCAAAGAAACUGAAAAAGCAGUGCACUAAUGAAAAGAAAGAUGAUGAUGAAGAUGAUUCAUUACUGACAAGCCUUGUUAAGAAGACUGAUAUCAUGAUGGCAGAUAUGGCAAGGAUUAAGAUUAUCCAGAGAAAUCAUGGGUCAUUAUUGAGAAGAAUAUUGAAAAGGUUGGAAGGUAAACAAGUGAUGACAGAUCAAGGUAAGGAAGUAAGCGAAGGUGGGAACAUUGAAAUCAAAGAUAAUGGCACUGAAAAGGAUGCAAAGAAGGGGAAUGAUAAAGAGACAGAGCAGGAGGUUGAUGAUGUUGAGGAAUUGGUGAAGAAUGAUGAAAAGGAAGCAAUGGCAAAGGAAGAUGGUGAAAAAGAGAAGGAGAAUACUGAAGUGUCUCAGAAUGAGAUAGAUUCUCAAAGACCAUCCUUCAACAUAUUUGGUUUUUCUUCACAGGAAGAACAGAAUAUAAAAAACACUGACGAUGAAGGAUUAGAAGACUUGAAUGAUGCCCGUGACAGCACUAUUAAAGAGAGAGUUGUUCAUGACACAAAUGAGAAGGUGCAUGUUGACAAUGGUACUGGAGAACAGAAUUGGGAAAAGUUGAAUGACGAUGACACCGAUUUUGAUGCGGAUGAGCUGCUCAAAGUGGAUGAACUGGUUAUCAAAACCAUUCAAAAGAGCAAAGAGAAGUCAACAGAAACAACCAUUGAGGAAUCCCACAAUGGAAAUGGAAGAGGUUGAAAGGAAACUAGAAACAAAUUCAAAUAAUAAAGAAGUCAGUGCUACCAAUGAGGUUGAAGCUAGGGCUUGCUACCUGCACCUUUCCGCGGGUGACAUCAAAUCAAGGAAGACGUGGUUCGUGCUUCCUCGUUUUCUUUCAAAUUACCAAACAUUGCUCAUGGAUACUUUUAUUCGUUAUAAACUACUUUUGGGCUUGCAUGCCCAUGUUAUUGGCCGAAUGUGGCCUAUGAAUUACCGC